AGCGAUGGUCAGCACGGAAGGUCAGUUUUUGGUGCGACAAACAUAUGAUGAUGAAAUCACAUACAACCUCAUCGGCGCUGCAGUGGAAAUACUAAAUAUACCAGCGGAUGUUAUAUUAGAACUUUUUGGUAAGACCUUCUUCGAAUUUUGUCAAGAUUCAGGUUAUGAUAAAAUCCUGCAAGUUCUCGGCGCCACACCGCGUGAUUUUCUGCAGAACUUGGAUGCGCUACAUGACCAUUUGGGUACACUGUAUCCCGGUAUGAGAGCGCCCUCAUUUCGUUGUACUGAAAAGGAUGGAUCAUUGCUGCUGCACUACUACUCAGAACGUCCGGGUCUGGAGCACAUUGUCAUUGGUAUUGUUAAGGCUGUGGCAUCUAAAUUGCAUGGUGUUGAGGUGGAAAUUGAGAUCGUUAAACGAAAAGGUGAUCCCAUCGAUGAAGAAGACCGCACGGAUGUGUUUACACAACAGCAACAACAACAAUCAAGUAGCACAAUAACAACUGGAAAUCUGCCAGAAGAGAAUAACAAUCACAAUAACAACGAAUCCGAUGUAGAUGAUGAGGACGACGUGGUAGUGUUAUCAGCCGCAGAUGUUAGCAAUAAAAGACAAGCUCGAUGUCCUUUUAGCCGCACCAAAUCUCAUUCUGGUUCAUCGAUGAGCAGCAGUGGCAAGCAGACAGACAGCUUCGAUUGUGACCCAGACAAGCAGGAGCAGAAAUGUUUACGUUUGCUCAAAAACAAAAGUGACGACAUCGAACGUUAUGAUCAUGUUCAAUUUCUGAUACGUGAAAUUGGCACCAGCAGCAGUAGCAGUAAUAACGCAACAACAACAACAACAGCCACUACAUCGUCAGCCUGUAAGCCGUGUAAGGAGGAGGUAAAAGAGCCGCCGGAUGAAGUCGAUUUUUUGUGUGAAGGUGAGGAAGAUUCAGAAUGUACAAGUAGUAGCAAAGAGAUAGAACUGCCGGAUGAAUGGUAUUUUGUGAGUGAAGCGCCGCUCAUCUCGCCUGCCACAUUCUGCAAGGUAUUCCCUUUCCAUUUGAUGUUCGAUCGGCAGAUGAAAAUUGUGCAAGCUGGCAAAUCCGUUUCACGCGUCAUUCCAAGAGUUGCGGUGGAAAACUGUUCGAUAUUGGAAGUGCUUGAGGCCAUACGUCCGCAUCUACAGUUGAGCUUCGAAAAUAUUUUAUCGCACAUCAAUACGAUUUAUGUUCUACAGACGCGUCAAGGUGCAAUGGGCAAGCACGAACGUUAUCUACGGUUAAAGGGACAAAUGAUGUACAUACCGGAGUCCGAUCGCAUGUUGUUUCAAUGCUAUCCCAGCGUAAUGAAUUUGGAUGAUUUAACAAAAAAGGGACUUUACAUUUCGGACGUGCCGCUGCAUGAUGCCACAAGAGAUUUGGUGCUGCUUUCGGAAAAAUUCGAAGCAGAAUAUAAAUUGACAAAAAAUUUGGAAUUACUUACUGACAAGCUGCAGCAAACCUACAGGGAUUUGGAGAGUGAAAAACAGAAAACGGAUAGGCUUCUCUACUCGGUGCUACCCAAAUCGGUGGCCAAUGAGUUGCGACAUGAACGUCCAGUGCCCCCAAAACGCUAUGAUUCGGUCACACUGAUGUUUUCCGGCAUCGUUGGCUUUAGCAAAUAUUGUGCUGAAAAUACAGAUGCUGAGGGUGCUAUGAAAAUUGUUAAAAUGCUGAAUGAGUUAUACACAGUCUUUGAUGCGUUAACAGACUCGAAACGGAAUCCAAAUGUUUACAAGGUAGAGACAGUUGGCGACAAAUAUAUGGCCGUAUCUGGUUUGCCCGAUCACUGCGAGGACCACGCCAAAUGCAUUGCUCGCUUAGCACUGGAUAUGAUGGAUAUGGCAAAGAAUGUGAAAAUGGGAUCUUACCCAGUGCAAGUGACGAUUGGCAUACAUUCAGGCGAAGUGGUGACCGGCGUUAUCGGUAAUCGCGUGCCACGUUACUGUCUCUUCGGAAAUACGGUGAAUCUGACAAGUCGCACGGAGACCACAGGUGUGGCAGGGCGUAUCAAUGUCAGUGAGGAAACUUAUCGGUGA
Messenger RNA from Anastrepha ludens (Mexican fruit fly), 2056 nucleotides. It is a transcript of the gene Gycbeta100B, whose product is annotated as guanylate cyclase soluble subunit beta-1. The transcript is spliced from 13 exons. Gene Ontology annotation, cellular component: guanylate cyclase complex, soluble. Gene Ontology annotation, molecular function: guanylate cyclase activity; heme binding. Lineage: Eukaryota; Metazoa; Arthropoda; Insecta; Diptera; Tephritidae. The record is from RefSeq and is a predicted model, not a curated record. Gene Ontology annotation, biological process: cGMP biosynthetic process; response to oxygen levels. Bases 5 to 2056 code for a protein of 683 amino acids.